UCAAAAAAAAAAACCAGGAUAGUUUAUGAAACAACAACACCCAAACCCACAGCAAAAGGACUUGAUCUGCCGAGAAUGGAGAGAAGCGUUAACCUUAAUGACCUGCCAACCGAGGACCUGUAUCACAAAACUCUGAGCGCCUCAGCCAAGCGGCUGGACGGUACUUUCCGACCGCCUGACGGUAUCGAUCUGUCGUUGCGAGAUCCCCAGUCGCCGAUCGCCUGCUUCGAUCAGACGGAUUCCGAUUCUGCCCAUCACCAGGCGACAGGGGAAGGCGGGGGAGGAGGAGGAGGAGGAGGAGGGGGUGACAGAGGAGGGCUGCAAGCGGGCACCGUCUGCGGGAAAUACGGGGGCAAUCAUGUGGUCGUGACCUCCUGCCGGGAGAGCAGCGGCGGAGAGCAGAGCCUGGACGAUGACAGCGACGAGCGGUGCGACAUGAUGCUCAUGCACCCGGAGAGGGCGUCGGAGCGGGCGGAGAGGGGCGCGCUGGCCCUGGCCGGGCUGAGCAAGAUCGACAUCCCGGGGGGCAAGAAGAACAAGGAGCAGCGAGCCCUGAGGCUGAGCAUCAACGCCCGGGAGAGGAGGAGGAUGCACGAUUUAAACGACGCGCUGGACGAGCUGAGGGCGGUGAUCCCCUACGCGCACAGCCCCUCGGUGAGGAAGCUCUCCAAGAUCGCCACGCUGCUGCUCGCCAAGAACUACAUCCUGAUGCAGGCGCAGGCGCUGGAGGAGAUGAGGAGGCUGGUGUCGUAUCUGAACCAAGGCCAGGCCAUGCCGGCGUCGCUGCCGCCCUCCGCAGCCCUCACCCCGGCCAUGGGGGGCUACGAUCAAGCGGCGGCGGCGGCGGCGGCGGCGGCUACCGGGGGGGGCUAUCAGUUCACCGCCGGGGCACUGGCCGCCGCGGCCGCCGCGAGCUGUCCGGAGAAGUGCGCGGCCGCCGCAGCCGCCGCUCUUUACAACAACGUGUCGUCCAGUCUGUGCAAACAGUGCAGUGACAAGCCUUAA
This is a messenger RNA of Callorhinchus milii (elephant shark), 1005 nucleotides long. It is a transcript of the gene bhlhe22, whose product is annotated as basic helix-loop-helix family, member e22. The record is from RefSeq and is a predicted model, not a curated record. The transcript has a single exon. Gene Ontology annotation, molecular function: protein dimerization activity. The coding region runs from base 76 to 1005 and encodes 309 amino acids. Lineage: Eukaryota; Metazoa; Chordata; Chondrichthyes; Chimaeriformes; Callorhinchidae.